Molecule: messenger RNA, 1998 nt
Organism: Rhodotorula toruloides NP11
Lineage: Eukaryota; Fungi; Basidiomycota; Microbotryomycetes; Sporidiobolales; Sporidiobolaceae
Product: transcription initiation factor TFIID subunit 12
Exons: 5
Coding region: 1-1998 (665 amino acids)
Biological process (GO): RNA polymerase II preinitiation complex assembly; DNA-templated transcription initiation
Cellular component (GO): SLIK (SAGA-like) complex; SAGA complex; transcription factor TFIID complex
Molecular function (GO): DNA binding; protein heterodimerization activity; TBP-class protein binding
Source: RefSeq, a predicted model, not a curated record
AUGCCUCCCCGCGCCCAGCAACGACCGCCUCAAUCCCUCACUCCUCAACCCGGCUCCGGCUCUCCCAUCGCGCAGCUGAACCCGAGCCAGCUCGCCGCGCUGCAAGAGCACAUCCGCAACACGCGGAGUCAGACGGGACAGGAGGUGACGCCUGCGAUGAUCACCGAGUGGAUGAUGCGGAAUGGGAUUCAGGCGGGACAGGGCGGAGCGGGACAGCAGGGACAGGGCGUGCCGCAUCAGCAGCAACAGGGCCAGCAGCAGGGUCAGGUGCCGCAGCAGGUGCAGGGGAACCUCGACGCUAUCCUGAAUCACCUUUACCCUCCUACUCUCUCCGGCAACCCUCCCGCCGCCCUCGCACACCUCCAAUCCGUCCUCUUCCCGCCAAACCAGGUCAACAAGCAGUCACCGUUUCUGCAACAGGUCAUGCUCCUUGCGCAGAACGGACGCUUGUCGCCCGAGCAGAUGGCGAUGCUGAAGCAGGCGGUGACGCUGAAGAACGGCUCGCAGGCUCAACAGCAGCAACAGCAGCAGCAGCAGCAGUAUCAGCAGCAGGGGCACCCGCAGGCUCAGCAGCAGAUGCAGGCGGCGCAGAUGGCUCAGCAGCAGCAGCAGGUCCGCCAAGUACCUCAGCAAGGCCAGCAGCCCGGCGGUGCACCGGGCGUGCCGAAUGAGCAGAACGCGACCCAGGCCGUCCAGCAGCUUCGCAACCGCGUUCACCACAUCGAGGCGCUCCUCUCGCGACCAGACGUCAACGAAGAGCAGCGAGCCAAGAUGCAGCUCGAGCUUGACAACGCCCGGACGAACUUGACGCGCGUCGUCAAGAUGCUGCUCGCAGCGCAGGCUCAGCAACAGGCGGCGCAGGGCGGACAAGCGGGUGCGGCGGGCGCAGCGAACCCAGCGGCGGGGGGAGGUGUGCCAGGCGGUGCACCGGUCAAUAUUGCGAACCUGCAGGAGGCGCAGCGGCAAGCGAUGGCGCAGAAGGCUCGCGAGAUCCAGGCGGCUCAGCAGGCGAACGGCGGGUUCCGGACAGCGAGUCCGGCCCAAUUCCCCGGCCAGGCGGGACUCGGCGCGCAGGGCAUCCGCCAGUCGCCGUCGAUGGCGGGACAGCCGCUUCCUGCGGUUCCUGGUGGAGCAAGUCCGCAGGCCAAGGCGGCUUCGCUGCAGAACCAGGCGGCGAUCGCGGCGGCGCAGGCUCAGCAGCAGCAGGCGGUGGCGGCGGCAGCGGCGAGCGGGAAGAAGCUUACGAAGAAGCAGCAGGCCGACAUCCAUGCGCUCUCGCAGCAGCAGGCGGCUCAGCAGGCUCAGGCGCAGUCGCAGGCUCUCGCACAGGCUCAGUCGAUGGUGCAGGCGCAGGCGGUCGCGAACCAGCAGCGGCAAGCGCAGGGCGGAUCUGCGCCGGGCUCAGCAGCGGCCGGCUCGUCGUUCGCACCGGUCGGCUCGUCCGGCAUGGCCAUCACCUCGUCCCUUUCGAUGCAGGCGCCGACCCCCGAGACCUUCCCUGCGCCUCGACCAACGCUUUCUGGCGGUAUGGCGAACAACCCCUCCAUCUCGACGCCGGCCAUCACGAGGCCGCCGACGGCAGGAAGCGAUGCGUUUGGCGGUGCGAGCGGAGUGGGAAAGAUUGAGGCGCUGCCGAACAAGGAUAUGCGGCCGGACGACUCGCAAGGUCGGACGGUCAGCAAGCGGAAGAUCAGGGAGCUGGUCGAGAGCAUCGACCCGGAGGAACGGUUGAGCGACGAGGUCGAGGACCUGCUCCUCGAGAUCUGCGACGAGUUCAUCGACUCGGUGACGCGGUUCGGCUGCCAGCUCGCGCGACACCGCAAGUCGGAUCGUCUCGAAGUCAAGGACCUCGCGCUGCAUCUUGAGCGAUCCUACAACAUUCGCGUCCCCGGCUUCAUGCCCGAAGAGACUCGUCAGUCGGGCGCUCGUCGUGUCAACCUCCCUCCAGGACACGCAGCACGGCUGGCGGCGAUCAGGGAGAGCGGGCGGAAGCGGUGA